AUGGCUUUAGAAGAUUGUACUAGAAGUGUUGUGGAUGAAAUUUGGGAAUCAAAGAAAGUAUUCUUUAAUAUUAAGUUAAUACCUUCUCACUGGUACUCUGAAAAAGGUCUUGUAAUGUUUAAUGAAAAUCAAGAAUUAUCUAUUCAAAUAAUACAGAAUGAAGAUAAACUACUUCAAACUAGAACAUUUUAA
This is a messenger RNA of Scutellospora calospora, 192 nucleotides long. Lineage: Eukaryota; Fungi; Glomeromycota; Glomeromycetes; Diversisporales; Gigasporaceae. The record is from the annotation of a GenBank genome assembly.